UGGUCCCAGGCUCCCACUCGUGCGCGAGCAAACGAAAGCUUCCUCCCCCUCGCCUCGUUGCCUCCGCCACCGCCGCUCCGACCCCGCAGCAGCCGCCGACCUCCCAGGCCGUCGAUUCCUCCGCUACCAACUCGAGGUUAACACUGCGAGAUGGCGGCAUCCACACUCUCAACUUCAUGCACUCUCAGUACCAACUUUGGCAUUCAAGUCUCCACUGCUGCAGUGAAGAGUCCUUCAUCUGUGAGUUUUGUCAGCCACCCCUCCGUGACCUCUGGCCUGAAAACCUUCAGGAAGCUUGGUCUUGCUGCAAUGGCUGUCUACAAGGUGAAGCUCGUCUCACCCGAAGGGGACGUGCAUGAGUUUGAGGCUCAAGAUGAUACCUACAUCCUGGACUCUGCUGAAUCCGCUGGAGUGGAGCUGCCAUACUCGUGCCGUGCUGGGGCUUGCUCUACCUGCGCUGGCAAAAUUGAGACUGGCAUUGUCGAUCAGUCAGAUGGAUCAUUCCUCGAUGAUGCACAGCAGGCUGAGGGAUAUGUUCUCACCUGCGUGUCCUACCCGAGGUCCGACUGUGUGAUCCAUACCCACAAGGAAGGUGAACUGUACUAGUCAGUCCCAUGGAGACUGAGAUGCAGAUGCACUUGAAGUUGUUAAGGAGCAACAGCCAGCAAAUGCAUUAUGUUAGAUAUCCUGUCAUACAGAAUGCAGCACUGCCUGAGGCAGCCAAUUAAUAGGUUGAGUUUAAACAUGGUGCGCAAAGUUAGCUCAUUCAGCUGUUGAAGUUUUUGGAUGCCUCUGAUAAUAUUGGUGUAGUAAUAAAUAAAAUGUAGAAAAACAAUGUGACUGAAUGUUGCAUGUUGGUAUUGUACUAUGCAUCUUCAUGGAUCUUUUGGCCUUGAAAGUUCCAGCAGCCUGAUCCUCCAAAGUUUAUGGCUC
Messenger RNA from Panicum virgatum (switchgrass), 933 nucleotides. Its product is annotated as ferredoxin-3, chloroplastic-like. The record is from RefSeq and is a predicted model, not a curated record. The transcript is spliced from 2 exons. The coding region runs from base 151 to 606 and encodes 151 amino acids. Gene Ontology annotation, biological process: electron transport chain. Gene Ontology annotation, molecular function: electron transfer activity; 2 iron, 2 sulfur cluster binding. Lineage: Eukaryota; Viridiplantae; Streptophyta; Magnoliopsida; Poales; Poaceae.